GAAAUUCACAGUGAUUAGUCAGGGUGGGUGACAGACCUCAAAAUGAAGAGAGCAAAUCUUAAGCAAAAUAGUUGGUAGGUUGGGAAACUGACCAAAAUCAGCAAAUAUCUAGUUGUUUUGAGUUGGCUAAUGAGACCCCACUUAAGUUGAAGACAUUCCCAAUCUCAAAUGCAACAUUUUUUUUUGUUUAGGUGUAUUCAGGACAGGCAGGUGAUUGUGAAUGAACUGGAGUAUCUCUCUAUGAACCUUGAGGUGCCAGAAGUGUCAGAGGAUUGCUUGUAUCUCAACAUCUACACUCCAUCCAAAUCUGGUGAAGAUGCCAAAUUACCAGUCAUGGUUUGGAUCCAUGGUGGAGGACUAAGUUUUGGUGCAGCCUCAAUUUAUGAAGGCUCAGUCCUGUCAGCGUAUCAGAAUGUGGUUGUGGUGAUGAUCCAGUACAGAUUGGGUCUGCUAGGAUUCCUCAGCACUGGAGAUGAACAUGCACCAGGAAACUAUGGUCUUCUGGAUCAGGUAGCAGCACUCCAGUGGGUCCAGGAGAACAUCCACAGCUUCGGUGGAGAUCCUGGAUCAGUGACUAUCUUUGGAGAAUCUGCUGGAGGAAUAAGUGUUUCCUUGCUGGUUCUCUCCCCAUUGGCUUCUGGUCUGUUCCAUCGCGCUAUAGCAGAAAGUGGCACUGCUGUUUGGGAUGGUCUUGAGAUGGCCAAUCCUUUACCAUUAGCUCAGCAUGUAGCCAAAUCAUCAAACUGUGACUUUAGUAGUUCCUCAAAGAUUGUUGACUGUGUCAUGAGCUGGUCUGAAGAGGAAGCUGUGAAAUAUUCCAAACAGUACAGAAUGAUGUACUUUGGAGUUGCAGUGGAUUCAUAUUUCCUUCCCAAGUCCAUAAAUGAGAUCAUUCAGAACCAAGAAUUCAGUAAAGUUCCUCUCAUAACUGGAAUCACUGACGAUGAGUUUGGCUUUUUGUUGCCCAGUUACUUUGAUAAUCCAGGAUGGACUGAGGGAAUGGAUAAAGAACAAGCCACCCAAACCUUGAUUUUAAAUUUUCCUGAUCCAAAGGAUCGAUGGAUCAUUGACCUGGUGGCCAAUGAGUACCUGGGAAACACUAAUGACCGCAUUCAAAUCCGAGACCUUUAUAGAGAGAUGAUGGGGGAUGUGCUGUUUAAUAUUCCUGCCCUAAAACUGGCAAAAUACCACAGCGCCUCAGGAGCACCAGUUUACCUGUACGAGUUCCAACAUCCUCCCAGUAUGAUCAAGAAGAACAGGCCCAGCUUUGUUGGUGUCGACCAUGCAGAUGAACUGUUUUUUGUUCAGGGCAGCUGCUUCACAAAAGCCCAUAUCACUAUAACUGCUCCGUUUACAAAGGAAGAAGAUGAACUAUGCAGAACUGUGAUGGCCUACUGGGGGAACUUUGCUCGCACUGGGUCUCCAAAUGGUCCCGGUCUCAUUCUAUGGCCUGAAUAUGGAUCUGAGCACGAGCAUCUCGGCAUCGGACUGGAACAGAAACCUGGGAAGAACCUGAAGGGAAAACACUAUACUUUCCUUACUAAGACACUUCCAGAGCUUGUACGCCAAGGCCGAAAGAAGCACUCAGAACUGUAGAAUAAAUAUUUGUUGCUUUAUCCCCUCAAAAAUGGACACCAAGCACUUUUUUUAAAGAAAUUCAGAGAGUAAAACUGAAAAAAGGGAAAGAUAACAGUGAUUAUAUCAUAGGAGUUUGCAUAUAGUUAAAAUUGUACUGAAAAGGGACCAAAGUUCUUGAGAAUUGUCCAACUUGUGCUUGAGAAGUCAUCUGACACAUUGAUAAAUGUACUUGGAACAACUGAACAAAAAUAACAAUCUGCUUACUAAUCUGUCGCACUUAAAAAUAAAAUGUUGAGUCGGACAACAAUCAGAUUUUUCUCCAUUUUA
Messenger RNA from Xyrauchen texanus (razorback sucker), 1905 nucleotides. RefSeq names its product fatty acyl-CoA hydrolase precursor, medium chain-like. The transcript has 11 exons. Lineage: Eukaryota; Metazoa; Chordata; Actinopteri; Cypriniformes; Catostomidae. Bases 169 to 1596 code for a protein of 475 amino acids. The record is from RefSeq and is a predicted model, not a curated record.